AUGGGUCUGUUAGAGUGGGGGUUCUUGUUGCUCCUACUGGGAUUUAGCCAUGUGGUGAUUGAGGUGGGUGCCAUCCUGAUGCAAGCUUCAGGGCUGAGUUCUGUACAGCCUCAGAGGGCAAUUCAGCUGCCACCUAGGGGCCGUGGACAGAAAAUGGGUGAUAAUGGUAUGGGUCAAGGACAGAGAGCAGUAGGCAGAGGUGCUAAUCAGAUUGAGGCUAGGCAGCCUACAUUGGUUUAUGUUGCUCGACGCCGAGAGGACAGAGGCGCCCCUGAUGUGAUCACGGUACAAGGGACUGUGUUUCUGGAAAAUUUGAUGGAGCUACCAUUUGGAGAGUUCGACUUAAUUCUGGGUAUGGAUUGGUUGGUUGAGCACCAAGUUAGUCUUGACUAUCUGACUAACAAGGUUGUUCUGAGGACUGAGGAUGAUAAGGAGGGUGUGAGGCGUAUAUGGCUUACAUUAGUGUUUCAGUUUCUGGGACUCUUCUGCCAAGGAUAUCAGAACUAUGAGAGAUUUCUGGAUGUCUUUCCUAAGGAGUUACUGGGUUUACCUCUGAAUCGAGAAGUUGAGUUCGGUAUUGAGCUUCUACCAGGUACAGCUCCAGUGUCUAUUGCUCCAUAUCGUAUGGCACCGAAAGAGCUUACAAAGCUCAAGGCUUUACUUCAAGAGCUUCUAGAUCGUGGUUUCAUUCGUCCUAGUGUGUCUCUGUGGGGGGCACCGGUUCUAUUUGUAAAUAAAAAUGAUGGUACCAUGGGGGUGUGCAUUGACUACUGGCGGUUGAAUAAACUGACUGUGAAGAAUAAAUAUCCACUUUCGAGGAUCGAUGAUUUGUUUGAUCAAUUCUUAGGGGCUUUAGUGUUCUCGAAAAUAGAUAUUUAUUCUGGAUAUCAUCAGUUGAGAGUUAAGGAGGUGGAUAUUUAUAAGAAAACAUUUAGGACUCCUCCUUUGACUAAAAUUCUGCACAAGAGUGUUCCUUUUAUCUGGACUGAUGUGCAACAAUCGAGCUUUAAGAAGCUCAAGUCUAUUCUGACUCAGGCUCUUGUUUUGAUACAGCUUGAAUCUGGUAAGGAGUUUCUAGUGUACAGUGAUGCGUCGCACGUCGGUUUGGGAUGUGUACUAAUGCAAGAUGGUAAGGUUCAGAGUGGCAGUACAUCUGAUUUUGGGCUGAAUAAAGAUGGGGUUCUGUGUUUUUCAGGUCGGUGGCCGAGUUUGAAGCGUGAGGUGACGAAUUUUGUUGCUCCUUGCCUGACGUGCCAGCAAGUUAAGGCUGAGCACCGGUUGUCUUUGGGUUCUCUCCAACUUGUUAAGAUUCCCUUAUGGAAAUGGGAACGAACAGACUAUUCUCUACAAAAGUUAACGAAGCUCUAUAUCGCUGAAAUUGUAAGACUGCAUGGGGUUCCGGUUUCGAUAAUUUCUAAUAAGGAUCUCGCUUCAAUUCUCGAUUUUGAAAGAAACUGCAUGAGGACUGCGUUCUAUCCUCAGGCCGAUGGUUAA
Molecule: messenger RNA, 1494 nt
Organism: Gossypium raimondii (Peruvian cotton)
Lineage: Eukaryota; Viridiplantae; Streptophyta; Magnoliopsida; Malvales; Malvaceae
Exons: 8
Coding region: 1-1494 (497 amino acids)
Source: RefSeq, a predicted model, not a curated record